Molecule: messenger RNA, 5649 nt
Organism: Suillus subaureus
Lineage: Eukaryota; Fungi; Basidiomycota; Agaricomycetes; Boletales; Suillaceae
Exons: 7
Coding region: 1-5649 (1882 amino acids)
Biological process (GO): protein K11-linked ubiquitination; anaphase-promoting complex-dependent catabolic process; metaphase/anaphase transition of mitotic cell cycle
Cellular component (GO): anaphase-promoting complex
Molecular function (GO): molecular adaptor activity
Source: RefSeq, a predicted model, not a curated record
AUGUCUGGUGUUGUGAUACAAGCCCAACAAUAUCAGCCCUCCGCCGCCACCACAUUCCUCACGACCCCAUCAAGAAAUGCGUCCGAAGAAUCUGACCUCCUUCGCUCCAUACGCGCUGCCAUUCGAAGUUCCGGUACCAAUACCGUGAACACAACUUUUAGCCCCCUCUCCACAAGUGGAUCAGAGUCCUGGAUAGACCAAGAACUUUCCUGGAGCGACUAUUGCGUUAUCCUAAGCGAAGGAGGCGUCAUCAAGAGAAAAUGGGACCUCAGUCAAGAAAACCAAAUCAUCCAACAUGCCUGUAUCGGAAAGCUCACACAGCCAACAGCAUCCUCCAAUCACCAAUCCCACGGCAGUGCCCACUACACACGAUCAAACGAAACCCCCGGAACGACAAACAUCUUCGGGCCAUUCGCCUCACUCAGAGAGGAAUCGAAAGCUGUCGAAGAUUCAGACGAGGAAAUCUCGGGUGUAUUUAUUUUCUUGAGAAGUAUUGGAAAGGUUUUUUUGGAGAAUGGGAUGGAUUAUACGUUUUCGCUUCCGUUUCUUGUUCACAGGGCGUGGCCGCUUCGGCCUCAUGGUGUUCUUAUCCAGCGGAUCCUUGAUCCAGCUGAAGUGGAUGAGGCUCGUGUUACAGGAGAUGAUGUGUUGCCCACCAUAUUCACCAUCACGAGCGCGUUUUCGGAGCCUGAAGCUGUUGGAAUCUCGAGUGGUAUUUUGGGAGGUUUUGGUGAUGAACCUGUUGCUUUGGUAGAUGAGGAAGAGAAUUGUUCCAAGCCGCUGGUUACUGUUUCUGCUGGAGACGAGGUUGUUUGGGUUUCUCCUGGUGUUCCUAAUUCGACUGGCGAGUUUUUGGUUACCUUUGAUGCAGACAAAGGGGGUCUGUCUAUAUGGAGAUAUGCCUACUUGAAGCCCAAGGACGCUCCUGUGCCUCUUACCCGGACCAGACGUCAGAGCAUUUCGCGAAAGAGUACUGGGAACAGGCGACAAUCGAGUGUUAGCGACCUUUUGGAACUUGACCGCCGUUUACCUCAGGAUAUGGAAUUUGAUGGCGAAUUUCCCCCACCGUUUCCUCCAAUGUCCGGACUUCCGCCUUCGACGACGAGUAAUAUCACUGCUCAGCCACCAAUGCCAGGAAGAAACCGAGACUCCAUCACCCGCCUAGAUCUCAGUUUGACAAUGGAUAGAAUGGCGCUUGGAGGACAGAAAGACCCAGAAGAGUUGAUCACCCCUGUUGAACAUGGAAGAAUGAAGGCGUCUUAUUGGGCCCAGCAGUUGACCACUCAUCCUUUGGGAGGGAGACAACUGCCGACGCGUGAUAUCUCUGUUGCAUCAUUUGAUCAACGCUUUGAUGGCAAGGUUCAUCGCUCGCUCCUCGCAGUCUGCCUGCCCGAGGCUCAGGUGAUUGUCUUUAUGAUUACCAUUGAGGAAGACAAGAAAUCAUUUGUGGUUGAGAGUUUUGGUACUCUGGAAGCCGUUGCAAUCGCGUCGAUACGUGCGACGCGUGGUGACAUUUGGGACCUUCUUGCGGUGAAGAAGGAUGGUUCGUUAUCAUUGUUUACUCAUGGAUUGCACGAGCUCCGUAUACGGCUGAGGCUCGCGCAACCCUGGAACGGCGACAGCAACGAUUCAUCUGAGGUCAUCUCACUUGAUCAUGUUGUAGCAUUGAAGCAUGUUUGCGUCUCGUCGGUAUAUGUGGAGAUGAGUGAUGGGAAGGUCUAUUACGCGCGACUGGACAUGGCCCCACGCGAUCCACUGGUGACCCAGGCCAUACAGGUUCUGGCACUUGUGCUGCCCAAGGCUCAAACUUUUGACCUGCAGCGAAGAUUUCUCGAGUCUUGGUCACAGCGUUACUUCCGAACAUCACCUGGGGUCGAGUUCCGGGAGUUCACGCUCGCACUUUUCGCGCUUCUUGAGCUCAAGCUUGUGUAUCCUUUCAAAAACGACGAGUCCGCAAAUUCUUCUGUAUGGGAAAGAUUCUCAGCUUUAUCCACUCCUAAUCGUUCUUUCAACGACGAUCCGGCUCUCCAACGCUUGAAGCUUCCUAUACCCCCGACUACACAACAUUACUUCCUUUUCACUCUGACCGUCAAUCCUCUUCUGGCGCCUGUGCUCUAUGCGUUACACAUGUUGGCAGAGGACCUCCGCUUAGUGGUUCUUCGAUACGAAUCCCUCAUGUUACUCAUUCCUUUGAUAUGUCAAAUUGCACACAUCGUUCGACCAGAAUGGGCAGAUUACUGGAAGCGCCUCUGUCCUAAUAUCAUGCCAGGAUGGCCUGCCCCAUCUACAACGCGUGUGGACAUGUUGGACGACCGCAUACCAGUCUGGCCACCAGAUAUGUCGGCAAUUCUUUAUGGAAGCAUAAGUAAUCCUGACUGGCAAUUCCCUGCGUAUGGAACUUCCAGACUAGCUCGAUCUUUUUCCAUCGAUCCAUCAUUUGCUUUUGGGGACGCCGAACCGCUCGUGUCAUUGCAGCGUCUUACGGCAGCCUAUGUGUGUCUUGCCGACAAAACGGUGUCAUCUACGCAAAAGCGGGCAGAGCUGACCGUUGAAAAGCUCGUCGAUAUACUUGGGACAGCAGAGAAGGGAUCUGCGUUUCUUAAUAGUCUUCCAUUGGAGCAUUAUGACCUCAUUGGCCGGCGUGACUUGGCUUUCAGCGUUGCUGGAACGCAGCCAGAGCUUUCUCAGAAGGGCAUCGCUCAAUCUGCCGAGACCUACAUGAAUACCCACCGACGGAUGACGAUCGGCAGUCUGGCCGAACAGGCCAAAUCUGCAAGUAUCGGAGAAAUCGAUGCGGUUUCUGGAGUCGAACUUGAUCUCAAGGGAUUCACUAAGAUCCGUUUUGGCCAGGAUCGCAGAUUGGAAGAGGUGGCUCGUAUGCUUUGUUCGUCGGCCGUUCCAUCGGUUCGGCUUGUAGAGCGUCCGGAAUUGAAUGAACAUGACCAGGCGAAGGAGCAACAGCAUCAAGUGGUUCGCAUUGCAGAGCGAACGCUGGCACUGCCCUAUGGUCGUGCUAUGUUCACCUUUGGUUCUGUAUUGACGGUCACGAAAGAGGCCUAUGUCACCCCCAAGAUGGAGUAUGCGGUUAAGAUACAACCAUCAAAUGUUACUUCUGCACCCGAGCUUGGCAAGAUACCUGUCGAAUGCCUUAACUGGGGCGAGUUCCAUAAUGGCGUCGCAGCAGGACUACGCAUCUCUCCGGAAGCUCGUGGUGUAGAGAGUUCAUGGAUUGCCUUUAACAAGCCUUCCGAGCUCACCCCAGAACAUGCCGGCUUCCUGUUUGGUCUUGGGCUCACGGGGCACCUCAAGGAAAUGCUCACAUGGCAUACCUUCGGAUAUUUGACCCCAAAACAUGACUUGACUUCUAUUGGCGUCUUGCUUGGUUUGUCAGCUGCGAACGCUGGGACGGGCAAUCGCCAUGUGACAAAGUUGCUUGCUGUUCAUACUCCAGCCUUGCUUCCCACGCAGAACGUCGACCUGAACGUAUCCCUCAUGACUCAAGCAGCCGGUUUGGCGGGAGUCGGAAUUCUAUACCUCAGUACCAGAAACAGACGCAUGGCAGAAGUAUGUCUCCACCAAAUCAGCAGAAAAGACCUCGUGCAACCGGACCUCAGCAAUGAACACAGAGAAGCUUAUACUUAUUGUGCAGCAUUAGCCUUCGGCAUGAUAAUGCUAGGUCAAGGCUCCUCCGUUCCCGCAGAUCUCUCAUCGCUCAAUCGCCUCCGCGUCCUCGUGCAUGGUGAAGGAAAGUCAGUUGUGAACUCCCAAGCACGGUCCACAUUCGAUGUCAAUAUCACCUCGCCAGCAGCUUCUAUCGCACUUGGGCUGAUGUAUCUCAAGACAGAGCGACGAGAUGUCGCUGACAUCCUGGAGAUUCCUAGCACGGUCUUGGAGCUGAACCGCAUACAACCUAGUUUUUUGCUCAUGCGGACUAUUGCAAGAUCCUUGAUCAUGUGGGACGAUAUCGCCUCAACGCCGCAGUGGUUACUUGCUCAGGUUCCCGAAUCUAUCGUGAAGGCCAUGCACGGUCACAUACGAGGAAAACUGGCUGACGAUGCUAUCGAGCUUGCCUAUUACAACAUCAUAGGAGGUUGUUGUUUUGCUAUUGGCUUGAAGUACGCAGGGACAGCACGUCAUGAGGCAUAUAUCAUGCUCUCGAAUUAUUUCGACAUGUUCAGUAGAUUUGUGGCGGCUAGUGGUCAUGCCUUUGAUUACAAGAUCAAGCGCUCUGCUGUUCGUGAGGGCUUGAACCUCAUUUCCAUUGCGCUUUGUAUGGUCAUGGCGGGUACAGGGGAAAUCACCUGCUUACGACGGCUGAGAUAUGCAUAUGGCAUGUAUCACCAAGCGUUUCGAUAUGGUGUCCAUGUUGCAACUCACCUGUCACUUGGUUUAUUGUUCCUCGGGGCCGGUCGGUAUACUCUUGGAACUUCGAAUGCCGCGAUAGCUUGCAUGAUUGUUGCCUUUUUCCCCCGGUUCCAUCAUGUAUCAUCAGAUAACAAGAGCUAUCUUCAGGCUCUUCGCCACCUCUGGGUUCUUGCAGUUGAACCUAGAUGCCUUAUGGCACGGGACGUUAAUACCAGAGAAGCAGUCUAUCUUCCAGUCAAAAUCACCACGAAAGAAGGUGCCGAAAAGGGUGCAACACAGCUGAUAUCGCCCACGUUGAUACCGGAUUUCAACAAACUUUUGUCCAUUAGGAUCGAUACACCCCGCUAUUGGCCUUUCUUUGUGGACCUUGAACACGUACCACAGCAUAGGAGAAGCCUGUUAAAGCACCAAACGUUGUACGUGAAGCGACGCACUGCUUUCUUGAGCUAUACGGAGGACCCUAGAGGAAGCAGAAGUCUUUUCGUUCGCUCUGGUUCAUCUGCUGGAGAUGCUGCAACUCUAGAUUUCCCGCAAUUGACCGACACGAAGGCACACCCCGCGAGCGACCUGACUCAUUUCAUCUCAUCUUUUUCCAACGACACCCUAUUUCUUGCUUUCGCAGAUCACUUCUCACGCGAGGACGGUAAGACAGUCGAAGAGAGAGUCUUCCACAAUUACUGUCACGCGGUCCUGCUUGAUAGCAUUCUUCAAGAUAAGAUGGAAACAUUGCAGUCCCAUCUGAUGCUUUAUCAGUAUCGCACUCAAUCACCAUCGAACAGCUACUUCCAUCUCCGGCUGCAAGACCUUCGUUUUGCUGUCGACUUUUACAGCAAAGUCUACGAUAGGCGGUUCAGUGGGAAAUCAGAGAAUAAUAUUCGGCCUUCUCUGAUUCGCGAAAACACUGUCUCUGGUGCAUUACAAGCAUUGGAUGAGCGCCUUGCAGAAGUCCAAAGCUCUACAGCCCUUAAUACGGUCUUUGGCAGAUAUGCUCGUGGGGAACUUAUAGUGGAGUCCGAAGAAGCCCCUGAAGUAUCGCGUUGGUUGGCUUGGUAUCUGCUGCGUCACGGUGUCCCAUCAGCAUCGCUGCUAGCAAUCCUCAAGCAACUUGCACAAGAUGCUCAUGCACAAUGUGCCGCUCCUGGGAAUGUCGAUUUGAGGACGCUAGAUGAGGGUAUAAAGGAAGUCCUAAGAGGGACUGGGACCAAAAUGAAUACGGUGUUUGGGUCAGGAUGGUCGGGUCCGUCUUUGGAGAGGGUUAUUGAUGCAUGGCAGAGACAUUCGUAA